Messenger RNA from Haliotis rubra (blacklip abalone), 1767 nucleotides. RefSeq lists its product as uncharacterized. Gene Ontology annotation, biological process: signal transduction. Bases 33 to 887 code for a protein of 284 amino acids. The record is from RefSeq and is a predicted model, not a curated record. The transcript has 4 exons. NCBI's taxonomy places the organism in Eukaryota, Metazoa, Mollusca, Gastropoda, Lepetellida, Haliotidae.
ACGAAGCAUGGGCAGAGGAACUGGUCAACACCAUGGAACGAGACUUCGGCUUGAAAUGUCUUUGGCCAAAAAGAGAUUUUAAACCAGGUCGGGACCUUGGAUCGUUAAUACAGGAAGGGAUCGUGUGUUCCAUGAAGGUCGUCUUCGUUAUGACCCCAGAGGCAGUGGAGAGUGGGUGGUGUGAGUAUGAACGCAAUUUGGCUUUUGGAAUAUCUGUGGACAGCCCAGAGAACCUCAUAAUUCCUGUUAAACUGAAAGAGUGUGAGUUUCCUGGAAUAAUGCGAACCAUGAACUAUGUCGAUGUAACAGCAGGGGAAGACCAUGUCUUCAGAAUCCGACGCUCUUUUGACGAAGACACAUGUGAUAUGAAGUUCCUCGUGCCAGAAGUGAAAAAUCGAGAAAAGAGAGCAGAACAACUGAAUGGACGAAUGGUUCAGAUCCGUGGUGAACAAGUUUUCAAAUCAUGCAUGGGGCCGGCGUGGUGGUUUUCAAGUCUUGACCAGCAUCAGCGCUACCAGUUACGGCAGCUUGGAAGCAAGUUUGCUGAAAGAACUUAUUAUGAAGCACGGGAUGUGAUCAACAAGUCCUUCCGCAUGAAAUACUUUUCCAUCUUCAGUUCCUGUUGGCGAUGCUGCAGUUGGUGCUUCAUCGGCUUGGUUUUGUGGUUUCUACUUGUAGCAUUCAUUGUGGCCUUGAUACAUACGAAACAAAACCAUCUGUUUGAUGCAACGUUUAUGUGGUUUGGAAUAUUUCCGGGACUGCUAGCUGUGCAAAUAACUGUGUUUUUUCACUACCCGAAGAUUGGUGAGUGUAUGUUGUAUCACGCAUGUGGACCUCUACUGUUCAGCUGCCAACCAUUAUAUUUGAUGUAUCUGCAUAGUGAAUGAAUAAGUUCUGUACAGCGAUUCAGUAACCUUUUCACUAAUAUGUCUAUCGACUUUCGUUUUCUAUUAAUCCUGCCUUAAUGAUCUGCCCAACUAUACUGUUUCAGUGAUUGUGAAUUCAUGAAUAAUAGCCGUUACAUAUACAUAUGAAAAGUUUGACCAAUGAAAUUGGGUAACGCUACAUUGCAUGCGAAUGGCGCAAUGUAAUAUGUGUAAGUAUUCAUGUCAUGGUUAUAGCAUAUACGUCCACGUCAACGUAUAUCAGACUCGGCCAUGUUGGGGUACUCGUAACACCACUGUCUAACUAUACAUAGCCAUUGUUGGACAACAGGAAGGUACCACCCUUUUGUAGCGGAUUAUGAAUCGUUGCCUGCUCACUCAGACACAUGUGACUCUGUGGAGCUCAUUUCCAAUAAGGCACUUUGACCAGCUUCCCUUACACAGUCGUUCUGAUGAUUCUGACUUUAUGCCAGUUGUCGCCCUUGGUAGACCGGGCGUGUGUCAUAAAAGUUAUUUUUCUGUCGUGAUUGUAAUCUGUUAAUUACUGACUGAAACGUUGAGAGCUCUUGCUACAAUGUUCUGUCAUGUUCCAGCAUCCAUUUCAAUUACUUGUAGCCGUUCCUGACGUGACAGACGCCUCAUGUAAAAAAACCCGAUUACCUGAGUUAAAACAAUAUCAGAGAAACUUCUGGAUUUUAUCACUAGGAUGUCCAGCAUUCACAGCAAAUGCCCAUUUUCCAUAUCCAAGUCCAUAUAAGGUCAUACAACUUUGUUGUCAAAUAUUGUCAAAUAGAAUAUCCCUUACUUUUUGUAUAGUAUAUUUGAAAUAUUUGCUUGUGACACAAUUGAACACAAUUGACCAGUUUGUACAUCAUUUCAAAAA